AAAGGCUCCGGGCGGAAGACGGAAGCUUAAUGAGCGUCUGAAUGUCCUGUCUGCUGGGAGUUGUAGUCUUGGGAAGCUAAAGGUGGUUGGUUGGUGUGGGUAGAGACGACAUCGGAGUUGGCGAAAUUCGGGAGCGCCUGGGCCAGGCGGAAUGGAUAAAUUAAAGCGGGUUCUCAGUGGGCAGGACGGGGAGGACCCGGGACCUUUGACGGAGAUAGCUGAUACAUCUUCCUUAAGCUGGAGUACCAGACUGAAAGCCUUCAUAGCUUGUUUUGUAAUAGGAGCUGUGUGUUCUAUUCUGGGUACAGGCCUGCUAUGGAUUCCCAGGAAAGGACCUAUCUUGUUUGGAGUAUUUUACACCCUGGGGAAUAUCUCAUCCCUUGGAAGUACCAUAUUUCUUAUGGGACCUAUGAAGCAAUUAAAAAGAAUGUUUGAACCUACUCGUUUGAUAGCUACAAUUAUUAUGCUUCUAUGCCUGAUAUUAACUCUGUGUGCAGCUUUCUGGUGGCAUAAUAAGGGGCUUACUAUCCUUUUCUGCAUUUUACAGUUCUUUGCCUUGGCAUGGUACAGCAUUUCCUACAUACCAUUUGCAAGGGAUGCUGUGAAAAAAUGUUUUGCUGCGUGUCUCACAUAACAGGUCAAGUUGCGUAUCUUCUUACACUGAGGACUAGAACACCUGUACAACCAAAUGACUCUUGAAACAGCAUACACCUUCCUAAGAACAAAGCAUUAAGUUGUUAACUAAACUUGUGAAUCAGAGGACAAAGCUAUCAAAUAUUAUUCUCCAGAGGUCGAUGAAUUUUAUGAAAAAUCUCAAGAUAAACUAUGCCUCAUUUUCACUUGCAAAACUAAUACUAAAUGUGUAGCACAACACAAUCUUUUUUUCAGAUGAUUUUAUUUUGGAAAUAAAGUGGAUAUUCUAGUAAUUCUGAAGGAGAUGGGAUGAGAUUUUACUACUUUCUAUUAACACGUUUGAUUUAAAAAGUCCAAAGGACAGAUUACAUAUUGGAAAACAUUAAGCAUGUAAUGCAUUUUGGGGGGGCUCUCCAUGAAGUUCUUUUAGUUUCUUGACAUCAAGAGACCAUUUCUAAAUGCUCCCAGUCCUUUAUCUUCUAAAAUUCAUGAUUGCAAAUUGUAUGAGGGAACUAAGUGGAGUUAAUUUGUUGUCUCCUAACAGGAUAGCAAGUAUAAUUCUUUAAGUUACAUGAAGCAUAACAAGCAACAGAAUCAGUGGUUAGUACAGAAAAGUAGGAGUCAUAAAAAUAGAUAAGAGCCCUUCCAUUUCUGGAAGCAUUUCUAUUUAUGGUCUUUUACACAUGUUGCCUUGACAUGAAAUGACAUCAAGAUUUCUGCCUUUACUGCUAACUUACUUUAUGAAAGAUUUCUCCUCUCUUUGAUGCCACUGUCAUGCCCCCUACCACUUUCAUCUUCAUGUUGGCCAGAUAGGACUUUGUACAACUCAAAAGUGGACCGUAAUCUAAGUAGGGAGACAAACAUCUCAGAUUUUGAAUGCCCUCUUUUCUCAUCCUACCUUAUCUUUCAAUAUUUUAUUUCUGGUUGCACAAUUUCUGCAACUGUGGAAAUACAUUAAAGAAGUUCAUCUUAUGUUUCAUGUUCCGGUUUCCCAAUAAUCCCAGUAUACUGGGAUUAUUUAAACUGGCAGACGCUGCUGGCAUAUUGGCAAUUUUUGCUGCAUUCCUUUUCUCCCGUUUAUCCUUGGUUCUGUCUCAUAAGAAGGAAAGCUAGUGUGUGUGCAUGUUAAGAGUUAUUUGAGAGUAUUUGCAAUUGUUUAUCUUGAUGCUGAACUAUGCUUUUUUUAAAAACAAUCACCAAUUUUGCCUUUGGUGAAAUUUAUGAACUGUAAGCAAUUGCUGCCAGAAGAAUAAUGAUUUAUUAUCUAUGUUCAUUAUACUGCAAGUUUUGUUCCCCCUCAUCCUUUAAAGGAGACUAAUACAGGGUAUCAGAGCACAGAAAUUUCCCAGUAAGAAGUAGCCACAUUGCUUUUGUACUCAGUGGACCAAUGUUUGUAUUUGUCUAAUUAGCUAAGUAUAGCUCCUUUGAUAAAUAUUGUUGAUCAUUUUACUCCAGAGAUCUUGGAAGGUUCAUUGCAUUGUGCUGCUUUACCAAGCCAUUUAUAGAUCUGUAAGUUUGACAUUCAUGAAAUAAUUCAUUUUUAUUACAAAUCUAAUUAUCAUUGAAGUACAAAAUGUAUACACUGGUUAUAAAUGAAUAGAGGCAAGACAGUUCUAAGUAAUGUAUUAGAAUUGGGUGUGCCAGGCCUCUGUCUUAAGAUUUGAAUAUGUAAAUGUUCCAUAUAUGAUUCUUUCCUAUAUCUGCUGUCUUUGGGAGCAUUUAAAAUUAUCACUGCUUUAAAUAUGCAACUACCCAGAUCUGUACAUUAUAAAUUUUUAAGAUAUUGUAUAGAUAUAUAAAUAUGUAUAUUUAAUAUCAUGUUUUCAUAGUGAGGCAAUGCAUAGGUAUUAGUGAUAGUGAUAAUUGUGAACUCUCUCUUAUAGUAGAUUGUGGUGCCUCUUCCUGAUGCAUUACUGCAGCACUGAAAAAGGUUGGGGACAACGUAAUAAAAAAUAUAGGUUCCUUAUUUGUUUCAGAGGUAAAUUGUUGUGGUGGGACAGGAUACUUCUAAGCUUCAUAUAUUCCUGUCUUGGCUUUUAGGGUUACUUGAAUAUAAAGUGGUAAGAAAUUAUGUGCAAACUUGAGGGGUUUGGUGAAGCUUGCUUGAUUUUUUUCCCCUUAGGGAUUUCCUAGCUAUGUAAGUCCUUUCUUUUGAAUACCAGCUGAGAUCAUCUUACCAUUUUCCCUGUUAAUGUCUUCAGAGAGUUGAAUUUAAUAUAACGUGCACUGCUGCUUCUGAUGUGCAAUGCAUCUUACAUCUAUUUCUGUUACCUUUGAGUAACAGAAGGGUAGUAAUAGAAAUGCUGGAAAGUGCAGAUAUCCACAUAAAGAAAUUUAUAAUUUCCUACCAACUAUUAGAUCGGAUCCCACUGGGUCAUACAGAUACCAAUUUCUGCCUUUGCAUCUUGCUUCGUGUUAGCCUUCCCCAACUUGAUGCUCUCCAAGUGGAAAUGAAGUCCUCAUGGAGUCAUCAAAUUGGGAAACACUGCUUAAGAAUACUGUGGUAGCUAAUGAAAAACAAAGCCCUUUAAGUAUAUUUUGCUAGGCUUUUUCAGUCUUUGAAGAAAUAAUCUUUUGUCCAGUAUGCCUGUCUGAAGUAAUAUGUUUACUUUGGGGAGAGGAUAAGAGAAUUCUCACAAAUUCCAGUUGCAAUAAUGUCCUUGCUUGCAGAAUGUUGUUAGGCCAAUAGUAAGAUCUUGCACUUUAAGACAAGCCCCAAAUGCUCUGUCCUGUCUAACUCUUAAAUUAUUACAGUACAUAUCCAAUAGUAAUUGAACCUUUAAAUUCAAUUUGAGUAACUUCCCAUUUUUGACCUUGCUGAAUUCUUGUUGGGUAUAUUUUUUAACUAUGUUUAAUAUAUUAUUAAUGGUAUUGAAUGUCUGCAAGAAAAUCAUUUUUGAGUUAUUUCUUUUCCCUGGAAUAUGAAGUUGUGCUAAAUAUGCAUUAAGGGAGCAAGGCACUACUAUCUUGAUAUGGUUGUAUGGCCUAAAUUCUCAGUAACUUUGUCUCUGAGCCAAUGUUCAGCCUUUAUGUCCUAGCAAACAUAGAAAAAGAUAGUUUGUUUUCUGAUUUUCCCCACCCCCUCAUACUGCCAGUUUGUUAAAUCACCUAUCUUUGUGCAUUAUUACUGUACUCUUAUCACAAACUCUGCCUUAAUUGAAAAUAUGCUAGUUUCAUAAUCUAAAGUAUUUCAACCACUAAAUGUAAGUAAUACUGUCUGUUUGAGAUAUAUCUUUGAGGGGGCAUGGGAAGUGAAGUGCCUACCUCUGCAGUGUGACCCAAUCAUGCUAGCAGGGAUUUCCAUAAUAAGUAGAGUUGUGCAAAGCAUUCAAAAGAGAUACUUUUGAAGAGUACACAGUGCAAAUGAAGCAGCCCUCUUUGAACUAUUAAAACAGUUAUAUUUUGUGCAAAGCUCAAAGACAGAGCUUCAGAAACUGUCUUUGGCUGAACUGCUUUUGAAGCAGUCAUACAAGGCUUGUAAAAGACACAGCUAAGUCAGGGAGAGGUGCUUUUUUGUGUAAUAGCAGAAAGAAAGCACCUUUGUUGAAUGCUUUGCAGAACCCUCGUAAUAAGCUAUUGAUUCUCUAAUAUGAAAAAAAACAUUCCAUUUUUGUGCACUGGCUUUUGUACCUUUUCCUGUGAGCUGGAAGUUUUGUCUACCUUAGAAGAAAAUACCUUUUGGAAAGAACUCUUUUUCAGCACUCUAUCUUCUGUAAUAAAACUCUUUUCACAA
Messenger RNA from Candoia aspera, 4366 nucleotides. It is a transcript of the gene SFT2D2, whose product is annotated as SFT2 domain containing 2. Gene Ontology annotation, cellular component: membrane. Gene Ontology annotation, biological process: vesicle-mediated transport. NCBI's taxonomy places the organism in Eukaryota, Metazoa, Chordata, Lepidosauria, Squamata, Candoiidae. The transcript is spliced from 9 exons. The record is from RefSeq and is a predicted model, not a curated record. Bases 152 to 634 code for a protein of 160 amino acids.